UCGCCUACAUGCAGUUCCCAUUCUCCAUGCAUAGUGGCAACACCGUAACAACAGAAGGCAGACACAAGGACCGAGGACCGAGGAGCAUCGAGCAUCACAUUUCUCCAUGGAACAACUCGCUUGCUCUCGAGUUUCUUGUGGAUAGGACGACAAUUUCUUUCCAUCGACAAGGGCCAAGCAUAGCUCGAACCAAACGUAGUGAAAGAAGCUGUGUGAAAAGUGUUGCAUUCCAUGCUAAAAUCUCGAGUCCUCAUUUUCUUGAGGCCUUUUGGAACGGGGAGUUUAUGGCCAUGUGCCGCCUACACCACUGAUACCGCCACCUCUCGCCUGAACCGUGCCAAGGCACCGUGAUAUGAAAGGCUUUUAUGGCUGGACCGUGGAACAAAAAGAGACGAGCAGAAGUGGGCAUAAUUAUCCGGGAAGACAAAAGAGGAUCGCUUUCUGUGUUCUAUUCUCUCCUUGGUGAGACAUGUCUUACCAGUCAGUGUUCCAACCAUUGAUCAUGGGCACAUUCAUUUGUCAUGUGGUUUGGUCGUCUUGAUCCUUUGAUCAUCACUUACGGAAUGGACCAUCAGGGCCCGAAGUGAUAAAAGGCCGCAGAGAAACACUUGCUGCUCGAGUUUCGAGCUACUCUCAUGUAUUGGCCUCCACUUGGGUUCCUCUUCUCACUUUCAACACAUGUUCCAAAAAGGACGCGUUCAAGCAUUGAGAAGAAGCUUUCAAAUUGGAACGAAGUAAAAACCCUGGCUCGAUCCCAGGCUGAGAAUCGAGGCUCAUCCCGGUGUCCGGAUAUCGAGUUUGUUUAGCCAUGUGCGUCCCUCGAGGCAUAUUCCAUCCAAGUGAAAUUGAGACAUAAAUCUCAAGAUGGAACCUCAGUGCGAUCCAAGGCGUUCACAAAUGGAGUUCAUUCGGUUCGGUAAGCUUGAUGCCAUGCCAUCACAAUGGAUCUCCUCAGUCCGCUUUCACUCGCAUUGGCUGUACAUCUGGUUUAUACUUUAUCUUCUGCCCGAUUCUUCCAAAGCAGCCGGAGGCGAUUGUUUGUCCGGAAAUAUGAUUGAUUGCUUCGAAUGCAAUAGUUGGGACGACCCGCGAUGCCACGACCCGUUUAACUAUACGCUCCACAAAUAUGAUAUGCCUCCCCUCAAAGAGUGUGGUGGGUGUUGUGUCAAAAUGGUUCAAUUUAUUGGAACAGAACACUAUCAAGUGAAGAGGACGUGCACAGAUACGUUUGAGGUGAAUUUCUUCAUUGUGAACCACGCGUGUAUGACUGAAGGCCAUCGUCAUGGCCACAUGUGUUUUUGUGAGGAAGACGAGUGCAAUCAUCAAUCCCCAACAAGCCUACCUUCAAGCUUGUGUGCUUCCAUUGGCCUUCAAAUCCUGCUGAUGCUGCUUUUUCAGUCUUGCCAAAACGUGUUAUUGAGUUAGCGCGACAGACAGAGUUCGCUGAUUUUUGAAAUUCGGUGGGAAAAAUGUGCGGAGCUAGGGAUGUGACAAACAUCCCGGUAAAAAAAGAAGUUGACAUAUCAAACUCGUGUCAUAUCCCCACAACUUAAUACGCUAGUUGUGGGAGAUGACGAGGAUUUCUUACCUUGUUCUUGUUGUAAAAAAGGUCAUCUGUGAUAGUUUCGCUUCUUCGAGAUGCGACCAUCUUGAACUCCUAGCAUCUUGGUUAUUCUCAUCUGUCAGUGGUUUUACAACUCUCAUCAUUCAUAGUAGCAUGUGUGCUUUUAGGAACUUGAGAUUCUUCCCGAUCUAAAUCUACCACUAAUGUACAUGUUCAAAAACAUCUUGUAUUAUAUUCUCUGAAACUGCUUUUGCUCAAGAAUAAAUUUCAUCGAUGA
Molecule: messenger RNA, 1841 nt
Organism: Tigriopus californicus
Lineage: Eukaryota; Metazoa; Arthropoda; Copepoda; Harpacticoida; Harpacticidae
Product: protein quiver-like
Exons: 4
Coding region: 865-1425 (186 amino acids)
Biological process (GO): positive regulation of voltage-gated potassium channel activity; regulation of synaptic transmission, cholinergic; sleep
Source: RefSeq, a predicted model, not a curated record